AGGAACUACUUCGCAUUUAAUUUGCACCAUUGGACUAUACACAACAUAACCACAGCAAGAGGAUUGUUAUUUGAUUUAUUUUGACGCAGUUGCAGGGCAACUAUGUACACUUGAAAGUCACUUUUGUCACUUGUUUUCAAAUCAUGCAUGUGGGAUACCUUUUGGAUAAAGAAGGCAGCAUGUAUCACCAAGGACCUGUAAGACGAUCGGGCAUCAACAUCCCACCACAGAACUUUGUUCCCACGCCACAAUAUUCCGACUUUACUGGAUACCAUCAUGUGCCAAACAUGGAUACGCACGCACAGUCUUCGGGGGCUUGGGGAGCUCCUUAUGGCGCACCAAGAGAGGACUGGGGCGCCUAUAGUCUGGGUCCUCCUAACACUAUUCCUACGCCCAUGAACAACUCAUCGCCGGGACAAGUUUCCUAUUGCUCACCUGAAUACAAUCCCAUGCACGCGCCAGGGUCAGCAGUAUUGCAACCACCUCCAGAUAAUAUUUCUGUUGCUCAACUUUCCCCGGAUAGAGAAAGGCGCAAUUCUUCUUACCAGUGGAUGAACAAAACGGUACAAUCAUCUUCCACGGGCAAAACAAGAACGAAGGAGAAAUACAGAGUGGUUUACACCGACCACCAGAGACUGGAGCUGGAGAAGGAGUUCCAUUUUAAUCGUUACAUCACUAUCAGAAGAAAGUCGGAACUUGCGGGGAACCUUGGCCUUUCAGAACGACAGGUGAAGAUCUGGUUUCAAAAUCGCCGAGCCAAGGAAAGGAAAUUAAUCAAAAAGAAAAUGGGAUCUGAUGGCAGCGGAGGAUCAGUGCACAGUGACCCGGGAUCAGUGAGUCCUCUGCCGGUACCAGGCUCACUCAGUCCGUCGGAUAUUCACGGCUCUCUCUACCCACCCCCCGGAAUGAACACCUUGGCAUCUAUUAGGAACAUACAGCAAGUUACUGUCACUCAGUAGAAUCGAAUUUGGACCAUCCAACAUAACUGAGCACUCCGACACGCUGAAAGGACAGUUCCGCAAGACUUGGCUCCCAAUGGAUUACUCAGACGUCCUGAAGCACAUGUUGUGGAUUACGAGAAAUCGAGAAACAAGAUGAUUUAUAAUUGCAACGAAAUGCUGGAGGCUCUUCAAAUAUACUUUUUUAUAGAAUAGUUCUAAUAAUAAAAUAAAAACAUACAAAAAAUAAAUGUAUGGUUCAGAAAUGUAAUGCUUAACAUGUUUGUUUGUGUCUGAGUUAUUGAGAUAGGCAAUAUAAUUUUCUGUAUGUGAUAAGGUGUAUACGUUUGUUAAUAAAAUGAGAAAUCACGUAGGCAUUACAUUUUAUUUGAAGUUUAACUGGACAGAAAAGGCAUAUUAUUAAUUUUGAGUUUCUGUUUGACAAACUUUUAGUAUUUUCUGCUCCAAUUUGAUUGCAAAGCACACUUCCUUAAUACGGGGAAAGUGAGGCAGGUUUUAAGAGUGAUACGGGUAGAACGUUUGUCUGAUGGCAACGUUCAAAAUGAAAAUAAAAUGUGUUUUUUUGCAAUAACGUUAUAUCGUUUUCUACUUAUUUCAUUGACUGGAAAAGUAUAGCGUACUACUGCAUAAUAACAGGAAUGUGAGUGUGCAUAGGCUUACUGUUUUCUAAAACACUUUAUUGUUGAUGUAUAUAUUUUAUAUUUCAAAACCAUACAAAUGAUUUAUCAAGGGCUUCAUUCAUUAGGCUAUUGCAGUUAACAUGCUCUUAAAUUGUUUAUCGCCCUUCUGUUUCUUUUCCAAACUAUAAGGAUGGGAUUAAAGUUCAUUCUGACCACCCAGC
Molecule: messenger RNA, 1800 nt
Organism: Oncorhynchus mykiss (rainbow trout)
Lineage: Eukaryota; Metazoa; Chordata; Actinopteri; Salmoniformes; Salmonidae
Gene: cdx4
Product: caudal type homeobox 4
Biological process (GO): animal organ morphogenesis; cell differentiation; embryo development
Cellular component (GO): nucleus
Molecular function (GO): DNA-binding transcription factor activity, RNA polymerase II-specific; RNA polymerase II transcription regulatory region sequence-specific DNA binding
Source: RefSeq, a predicted model, not a curated record